GCACGGGGCCGGCAGGCGGCCGCCCUGGCGGGGAGGCGGAGGGAGCCGCGGGGGGCUCCAUGAGGGGCUGGGGCAACCCCCGGCCGGGCCUGCCCAGGCGGCUGGCUCCUCCCUGGGGGAAGGAGGGUGCGCUGGGGCCGCCUCCGCCGCCGCCCGCCGCGGCCGCCGCCGUGUGAGGGGGAGCGCGCAGCCCCGAGCGGCUGCGGGGCGCCAGGCCUGAGCCGGCGGGCGGCGACACCCGGCCCCCGCGACGGGGCCUGCUGGGCCCGGCCCGCCGGGCUCCCCGCCGGCAGCCACCAUGUUCUCUCUCAAGCAGCCCAAGCCCACCUUCAAGUCCUACCUUCUGCCGCUGCCUCAGGCUGAAGACCAUAUAGCUUCAGAACCAAGGAUUAAAAAACUGGAACCAGUACUUUUGCCAGGUGAAAUUGUGGUAAAUGAAGUAAAUUUUGUAAGAAAAUGCAUCGCAACAGACACAAGUCAAUAUGACCUGUGGGGCAAAUUGGUUUGCACUAACUUCAAGAUUUCCUUUAUUACGGAUGACCCGAUGCCACUACAGAAAUUCCAUUAUAAAAACCUCCUCCUUGGUGAACAUGAUGUCCCACUAACAUGCAUUGAGCAGAUUGUCACAGUGAAUGACACCAAGAGGAAGCAGAAGGUCCUUGGUCCCAACCAAAAACUUAAAUUUAAUCCAACUGAAUUAAUAAUUUAUUGCAAAGACUUCCGUAUUGUCAGAUUUCGUUUUGAUGAAGCGGGUCCCGAAAGUGCAAAAAAGGUGUGCCUUGCAAUAGCUCAUUAUUCUCAGCCAACGGAUCUCCAGCUUCUCUUUGCAUUUGAGUAUGUCGGGGAAAUGUAUCAUAAUCCAGCGAAGAAGGUGAAUGGAAUAGACCCAGGAGGAGGUGGCGGUGGCAUCGGCAGUGCCAGUGGCCAGCAGACACCUUUGUUUGAAACUUACUCUGAUUGGGAUAGAGAAAUCAAAAGGACAGGUGCAUCAGAGUGGAGAGUUUGUUCAGUCAAUGAAGGUUAUAUGAUAUCUACUUGCCUUCCAGAAUAUUUUGUGGUCCCGUCUUCCUUAGCAGAUCAAGACCUUAAGCUAUACUCCUACUCUUUUAUUGGGAGACGAAUGCCAUUAUGGUCCUGGAAUCACCCUAAUGGAAGUGCCCUUGUAAGAAUGGCCAACAUCAAAGACGUAUUGCAACAAAGGAGAAUUGAUCAAAGGAUUUGUAAUGCGAUAACUCGCAGCCAUCCCCUGAGAAGUGACGUUUACAAAUCUGAUCUGGACAAGUGUCUCCCCAACAUCCAGGAAAUCCAGGCUGCACAUAUCAAACUCAAACAGCUGUGUGUUAACGAGCCUUUUGAAGAAACUGAAGAGAAGUGGCUGUCCUCGCUGGAGAAUACUCGCUGGUUAGAGUAUAUCAGAUCAUUUCUUAAGCAUUCUGCUGAGCUUGUGUACAUGAUGGAGUGUAAGCACGUUUCUGUAGUUCUGCAAGAGGAAGAGGGACGGGACCUGAGCUGUCUUACUGCUUCUCUCAUUCAAGUCAUGCUGGAUCCCUAUUUCCGAACAAUCGUUGGAUUCCAAAGCUUAAUACAGAAGGAAUGGGUCAUGGCAGGAUAUCAGUUUUUAGAUAGGUGUAACCACUUAAAGAGAUCUGACAAAGAGUCUCCUUUGUUCUUGAUGUUUCUUGACUGUGUUUGGCAGCUGCUGGAACAAUACCCAGCAGCCUUCGAGUUUUCUGAAAUGUACUUGACCAUAUUGUACGACAGCGCACGCAUCUCACUGUUCGGCACCUUCCUUUUCAAUUGUCCUCACCAGCGAGUAAAGGAAAGCACUGAAUUUGCCAUAAGCAAAAAUAUUCAGCUGGGCGAUGAGAAAGGCCUCAGAUUUCCUUGUGUUUGGGACUGGUCUCUUCAGUUUACAAGCAGGGAUCGCCUGCUCUUUCACAACCCUUUCUAUGUUGGAAAGAGCGCACCAUGUGUACAAAAUGGAGCCGUGAAAACCUUUAAACGCUCAAAGAAAAACUACAGCUCCACACUGCGAGGUGUCCCCCCUGCAUUAAAAAACGGAAUCAUCAGUGAGCAAGAGUUCCUUCCAAGAAGAAACUCUCUGAUACUAAAACUGAAACCGGACUUUUUACAGCAAACGGAGAGUCAGAGUAACAGUAUGGAACAGUACUUCAGAGACUGGUUCGCAAAGCCAGUUGAUUUGCACGGCGUAAUUCUACCCCGUAUCUCUGGAACACAAAUAAAACUGUGGAAACUGUGCUACUUCCGCUGGGUUCCUGAGGCCCAGAUUAACCACGGUGGCUUCAUCACGGCUUUCCAUAAAGUUUCUUUGCUGGCAGAUGAAGUCGACAUGUUAAACCGGAAUCUUCGGCAGUACAAAAGCAACUCUUCUCUGCAAGGCAACUGCUCGGAACUGGAUCAAAGCAGGAUGUACUUCAGAGCAAACAGUUUAAAUGACACCUCUGCGGCCCCAGACUUUCUCUCCUCCUCCUUCCCGUUUUCUCCCGUAGGGAACCUGUGCAGGCGGAGCAUUCUGGGAACACCUUUAAGCAAAUUCUUAAGUGGUGCCAAAAUCUGGCUGUCCACUGAGACGCUUGCAAAUGAAGACUAAGACGAUGCGGCGGUUUAAAGGUUUGGGGAGAACACAGCAUAUCGUUUUGUCUUUUCUAAGUUAACACUGCUAAAUGCGGCAUUGAAAGCUGUAAUAAUUUUUAUAUACAAACAUUACGUAAGUUUUGCACAAAUAUUUAAAAGCAAAGCGAGUCAUGCUUCAAAUCGCACAAGUUUGUCUUCAGUAGUUCUCAUCUGCUAGGGUUUCUGGUCCCCGAUUCCUUCUGUAUUCUUGUGGUUUGGCUCAUUAUCUGUGAUGGAGCAUUUCAUUAGCUAAUUGAAGGGCUUGGUGUGGUCAUUAAUGAGGGUUCUGCUUGAAAUAUCUUUUCCCAGAUGGUGACUGAAGUGACUCUUGUGUCAGAACAGCUUGGCAAAUGGAAGUAGUUCGGUGCAGUGGACACAGACCGACAGCUGAAUCUGGGAACAAACUAUUUUACCAGAUCGCCUCUUCAGGAAGAAUACAUAUAUGCAUACGUACUUACAUACAUACAUACUAACGCUCUGUGACUUGAUCACCCUACAUAUGUGUUAAUGUAGUGUGUAUCCAGGAGGAGGGGGGACGUUUCCUUUUCUUUCUCUCCCAAAAAUGUAUUCAUUAACAAUUAGUCAGAUUUGUGCUCUUUGUCAUGAGCUUGACUUCAGACUAUAGGAACCAACUUCAGGACAAUGCACUGUUAACCUUAAAACAUUUACUGUAGAUACGGUGUUGUAGUAGCUUUAGAAGUGCCUUUACUUGGGAGGAAACAGUAGCAGAAUUACUCUAACGCAGCUGACUCCCCCCCAGCUUUUUACAGUCGAUUGUUACAGUAAGUUCUUCUUCCGCCCCCCACCUCCCCCUCUCUGCUUCUGGAAACAACAGGCAGCCAGCUCAAGAGACAGCAGGUUUUUCCUCUUUAGGGUUAAGCUUGUUUGUAAGUCUCGUGAUGAGCACCUCAGAUACUCAGCGUUAUAUCCCUGCACGGGUCCUGAUCCCUGCCGACCCUCUCCUCGUCCCGUUGCAGGAUGCAGCAGCUUUCAGCAGAAUUCAUCCUUAGCCCAGCUGGGUUCCAGAAAGGACUGUGCUCCCACUGGCCAAAUCCACGAGGGGUGUGAGCGCUGCCAUCGUCUGUACGCGGCUGCUGGAAGGAGAGCACUUAGUGGUGCCCUUUUUACACACAUGCGUGUCCAUAUGGACAAGCACUGCCUGAGGGAAUUAAAUCCAAGAGCCUCCCUCUGCUUAAUGCAGCAGCCUCCUCUUUGCUCUGAAACCUUUUAAAGAUGCCUCUCCCCUGGAUGCUGUGCCAGAAAAAGCCUCAGGUUUCACAGGGAGAAAAGCAAGAGAGUGAAGUGUACUGGGAGAGGGGGGGAAUCGUAACGUGUCAUGCGCCCAGGUUAAGGCUUCUGUCGACUGCAUUCUCUUAGCAGCGAGGCCGUAUUGGCUAUUGUCUGUAAAACACAAACGUGUGAACCAACACGGAGCCUCUGCUCAGGUGCCGGCUCACAAGUUAAGGCACCAAAGCCUUAUGUGAUGGACUAGAAGCUAUUCUUAGUUAUCGGGAGAGAAAAAAAAAAAACCCUGUAUGAUGAUAAUACACAGUAUAUUGGAGGUAUAAAAAGGCGGGGAGGGAUAGGAUUUGGAGCUCUUCAUUUGUUUGUAAAAGAAACUGGGCUUCGGCCCAGCCUAAAUCUGGGGUUUGGAUGUCUGAGGUUGUUCAAGUAUUUUAGAGAAUGUCGGUGCAGGCUCUGUGCCAGAGAACCCCAUCGCAUUCAGGACCCCGUUUUCCCAGGCUAAAACAGCCCGGAGCUGAGCAGGGGCUGUGCUGGGGGGCUGGUGGGGAGAAGCGGGCGGUUGCAUCGGGAAGGUGAGCUCAUGGGAGGUGGGUGACUUCCUUUUUAACUAACCAAACUCCCAAAAUCCUGGGUUUAUGCAAAGCAGCUGAGCGUGUGCGUGCUGCGCCUGCACACGGACACACACGCGUGUCGUGACCCAGUGCCAGACUGGCUCUGGUCAACUGUUUGUGAGGAAAAAACGUGUAUUCACCUUAAUUGCCUAAUUAUGCUGCAAGACGGUCUGAACAUGUUAAAUGGUCCACAAACUAGUUGUGUUUAUUUACAAGCUUGCUGGAGCAGUCAUCUACCUGGUUCAGUUCAUUAUUCAAAUGUUUGUAUUAGUUUGCUUUUGUGAUUUUUUUUUUUUUUUUUUUAAUUAGCUUACUGCUUUCCCUGGCCUGAUACUUGACAUAAAAGACCUCAACCUGUGUGCUUUGUGUCUUUUGGUACCAAUUUUUUUUCUUUUUAAAAUUACAGUUAAAACUAUGGUGUCUUUUUUUUUUUUUUUUUCUUCCUUAGAAGUGUAACUUUUUUGGUUUAAAGGUACCAAAAAAUGUGUAAAUAAAUUACUCCACACGGGCAGCUGGUGGAAUAAAAAAAAAUAAAAUUAAUGUUAGGCUAGUACCCUUUGGGGGAAAAAAUGGGUACUAUAUUUAAACAGGCUUGUCUUUUAUAAGGAGAUUUCAGACAUUUUUACAUUUCAGCUCUAAGAUGUGUACAGAUGCUGCAGAUGGUCUUUGUAUUUUAUAUAUAUAGCACGGGAGAGGGUUAAAAAUAAUAUGCCUUUAUAAGAAACAAAACCUGUCUAAAUAUCUGUUUGCCAAACAGACUUUAAAAUCACUUCUACACAGAUGAAGAAGGGGAGCUGGUGCUGAGUGCGGGAAGGGCCCCGGCCCCCUCGCCCUGGAAAAGCCGAGAAGGUUCCGCUCCCUGCGCACGGGGGCCGCGUCUGCCCGGGAGCUGGCACAACCGCUGUGUCUGUGCGUGUGCCUGCCUGCCUGGGGGUGGUGUUUCUUCCUCUUAAACAGCUUCGGGGUUUUUAAUUUACCUUUUAAAGACAGGUACUAAAUGUUAAUUUUGAAAUAUUCUCCACUCUGCACAGUUGCCUUAUUAAUAGUUAGUAGAGACUGCUCUGAACAUCUUCAAUAACUUUCAAAAGCAAUUUUGGGGUGCAAGUACGUAUCUUUAACUUCUGUGUACAGAAUACUGACAUACAAGUGUGUAUAUAUACGUGUGUGUGUGUGUAUAUAUAUGUACACAUUUUCAGAUUUUAAUUUCUGUUCACCAUUUAAAACAAGAUACUGUUAAGGCCAUUUUGGUGUUGUAGAAAACCUCCCAAGAAUCUUAUCUUUUUUUUUUGUCUGUUUCUAGAAAACAUGCACUAUUUUGGCUGUUAUUGGCUGUUAUAUCAUGACUUUUGUACUACACUGUAAACCACGGGGGGGAAAGAACGAACGCUGGUUGAUAGGGUUAAAGGGUACCUCCAUCAUCUUUAAUUACUGUGAGGUGGGGCGUAUUGUAGACCUGGCGAUCAUGGUAGUACAACUUUAUUCGCUAUUUACUGCCAUGUAUCAAAGAAAUUUCAUUCCAGAAAUGCAUUGAAAGUGUGUGUUUGUGUGUAUGUGUACCCAGGCCUGCACAUGUGUGUAAUGUGCACCUGCCUGCAAUACCACUUUGAUAUUAACUGCCUUGUAUUUUUGAAGAAAAUGUAGCAAGUGGGGCAAAGGUUUUGGCUUAUUCUCAGACGGAAAGACAUGAAAACCAAAAAAAUUCUAACAUAUAUUUAAGCAAAGGACGAGAUCUUAAAUUUGCCUCCAACGUAAGAGACAGGAAUCUGUACCUCAAAUUGCUCUAGGCAGUAGGUUUCUAAUGCUGUUGCUGUGAUGGUUUAGCGUUCACUAUUUCAACUGAAACUAAAACCUUUGUGCCUGGUAAUGAUUUAUUGAGUAAGUAGCAGUGCCAGGAAGAUUAUAAAAUCCUGAUGCUGAGUUGUGAAUGUGAAGUAAAUUAGACUAAAUAAAAGUUCAUACCUUUCCACAGCGAACUUCAGGUGGUUUUCUUUUGCUUCCUCUAACCAAAAAACACGGGAGGGUGUUUGGUUUUGUACAAGAAAAGCAGGGGGGGACACUGCGCUGUAGAAAGAUUAAUAAAAAGGAUGUGCAAAUCAUCUGAA
This is a messenger RNA of Chroicocephalus ridibundus (black-headed gull), 6592 nucleotides long. RefSeq names its product myotubularin related protein 10 (gene MTMR10). The record is from RefSeq and is a predicted model, not a curated record. Gene Ontology annotation, molecular function: phosphatidylinositol-3-phosphate phosphatase activity. The transcript is spliced from 16 exons. Gene Ontology annotation, biological process: phosphatidylinositol dephosphorylation. The coding region runs from base 299 to 2611 and encodes 770 amino acids. NCBI's taxonomy places the organism in Eukaryota, Metazoa, Chordata, Aves, Charadriiformes, Laridae. Gene Ontology annotation, cellular component: cytoplasm; membrane.